AUGGGAUUUCGUGUGGAAUCGUCCGGGGAUCUAUCUAUCUAUCUAUCUAUCUAUCUAUCUAUCUAUCUAUCUAUCUAUCUAUCUGUUGUGACUGUUCAUUGUCUAUCUAUCUAUCUAUCUAUCUAUCUAUCUAUCUAUCUAUUUCAAUCUGUUGAUUAUCUAUCUAUCUAUUUCAGUCUGUUCAUUUCAUUAUCUAUCUAUCUGUUCAUUCUAUCUAUCUAUCUAUCUAUCUAUCUAUCUAUCUAUCUAUCUAUUUCAGUCUGUUCAUUCAUUAUCUAUCUAUCUAUUUCUAGUCUAUUCAUUAUCUAUCUAUCUAUCUAUUUCAGUCUGUUAUUAUUAUCUAUAUUUAUCUAUCUAUCUAUUUCAGUCUGUUCAUUAUCUAUCUAUCUAUUUCUAUCUGUUCAUUAUCUAUUUAUUCUGUUCUAUCUAUCUAUCUAUCUAUCUAUUUCAGUCUGUUCAUUAUCUAUCUAUCUAUCUAUCUGUAUCAUUAUCUAUCUAUCUAUCUAUCUAUCUAUCUCAGUCUGUUCAUUAUCUAUCUAUCUAUCUAUUUAUUAUCUAUCUAUCUAUCUAUCACACUUCUACGUGACGCAAGUAAUCAAUCAUCUUUUACUUGAAGGCAGGACCAACUCUCGUCAGCCAAGCGUCAUUCAAUCACCCAGUUGA
This is a messenger RNA of Acanthosepion pharaonis, 663 nucleotides long. The record is from the annotation of a GenBank genome assembly. NCBI's taxonomy places the organism in Eukaryota, Metazoa, Mollusca, Cephalopoda, Sepiida, Sepiidae.